Letharia columbiana is the source of this 1734-nucleotide messenger RNA. RefSeq lists its product as uncharacterized. The transcript has 2 exons. NCBI's taxonomy places the organism in Eukaryota, Fungi, Ascomycota, Lecanoromycetes, Lecanorales, Parmeliaceae. Gene Ontology annotation, biological process: poly(A)+ mRNA export from nucleus; transcription elongation by RNA polymerase II; post-transcriptional tethering of RNA polymerase II gene DNA at nuclear periphery. Bases 1 to 1734 code for a protein of 577 amino acids. Gene Ontology annotation, molecular function: double-stranded DNA binding; RNA binding. Gene Ontology annotation, cellular component: transcription export complex 2. The record is from RefSeq and is a predicted model, not a curated record.
AUGAGUCCUCCGACUUUGGAUCAAUUCUUGGGUGAGAUUGCAGGAAUCAUCAAGGAAAAGAACGGCACGCAGCUACAAGAGUAUCUGAUCUACGAGCCUCCUCUUCCUCCUCUAUACAACAAGAUCGUCUCGGAAAUCAAGCAAUUUUACCCUACCAAUAGUCAAAAAGCACUCGAGAAUAAAUGCAUCUCGUUCAUCCCGGAGUACGACGAAGGUGACGAUGGUGGCUCACGGACAUCUUUUAUCAUGUUCAUGGUCAAGUACUUCACUUUUCUAAGAGACGUCAAUGUAGAUAAUCUCAUCGAGACGCACGACUUGCUCAAAGCUUUACUGAACCAGUCUAUCCUCGCAUUGAGCUCCUCGAUAGGUGUUACAGUUUUGCCCACUGUCGUCUCACUGUCACGCACUCUCGCUAGACUCGCGAUUGGUCUUGAUAAAAGACCCGAGUUGAUCGAACACUUGAUCAAACGAGAGUCUGUCGUUGAAAACGAAGCUACUGAGAGGGUAACCCUGGUGGAAAGCUCUGCCAAUGUGAUAAGGGAGGCUUUUAAGAAGUGCCUAAGCGAACGGAGUGGUCCUCCGUCUGGCGUUGACAGCAACGGGAAGCCGGAAGGAAGACGAGUUGGGAUCUACUUAAUGGCAAAUCUUUGCCUGAAGCUUUUCUUUCACUGCCGAAAACUUCGAAGCGCGGAACAGAUUUUUGGCAACAUCUACCAGCAAUCACCCCCAUUAGGUCUUUUCCCCGCUGCUCAACGAGUCACCUUCCUUUAUUACCUAGGACGUUAUCUCUUCGCUAACAAUCACUUCUACCGGGCUCAACUCGCUCUUCAAACGGCUUACGAUCAGUGCCAUGCUCAAUGCAUUAGUCAGCGCCGUCUCAUCUUUAUCUAUCUCACCACCUCAAAUAUCAUACUCGGCCGGUUUCCAUCUUCUCGACUGCUCCAGCGGCCCGAAGCAGCAGGCCUUGCCGAAAAAUUCCAGCCAAUAUGCGCGGCCAUUGCCAAAGGCGACCUUGCCUCUUUCCGCAAAUACAUGGACCUGGACGCCCAACAUGCUGAAUGGUUCCUUCAAAAACGCAUACUUUUGCAGCUUUCGAAUCGUUGCGAAGUACUUGUCUGGCGAUCCCUAGCACGCCGAACAUUUACACUUUCCGGGUCUCAAGGCGCUGUCACCUCCCAAGGCGAUGUUACAAGAAAAGCAGCGCCUACGCUUUCGCUUCAGGAUAUGCUUACGCUAGCUACACUCCUCGAAAAGAGGGUACUCGGUUAUGCUGAAGAUACUCCAAAAUCUAACGGGCUUACGAACGGCCAUACUGGCACCCAACGCACUCACACCAAUGCGAUAUUCGUUUUCCCAAAGGCCCAAACACCACCUCCUCAGGAGGCAGACGCAGAACCGCCUUACAGUUAUGUCGAUCCCGAUCUGGCUGAUGUCGUCGACCCCGAACCUCCGCUACUACCAAAUAUGGAAAUCAUCGAAUCCAUCGUAGCCUCACUGAUCGAGCAAGGCCUUUUACAUGGCUUCAUCAGCCAUGCACAGCAUCGGUUCGCAAUAACGGGCGUGAAAGACGCACGUCCUGUCCAGGUGGGGUUUCCACGUGUUUGGGAUGUGAUUAAAGCGAGGGCAAACAAAGAAGUGCCUGGAUGGGUAAAGGAGAGAAAAGCGCCUGCUUUUGGACCAGGAAUGGUGGUCAACUUGAGUGGAGCGAGACCAGCUGGUGCAGCGCCAGGAUAG